CUACCUUUUUGAACGAACACCAGUGAAAAAAGAUCAGACAUUACCAGCCCAUUUUUCCGGACAACCGUCCCUCAAAAGCAAAGUCUGCAAAUAUCUUUUCAUCUCAUUCCGAUUCUUCGCGCACUAUCCUCACGUCAGUCGUAGCUUUUCGUGGCCUUGUUGCUUAAAUUUGACUCAGUUUUUUCUUUUCUCAAGUUGGUUCUUCUCGUGCAACUGUUUCUCACCCCAUCCACCACGACAUCCUCGCUGGUAUUGGCGACGCAUUCUUCCAAUUUUCUUUUGUCUAUGGGGCCGGCUGUUGAUGCCAGGCAUCCCAGGCAGCAUCAGUAUCGCUUCCCCUUGUCUCCUCCGAGUUCCGGAUCCGUCACCGCCGCUUCGUCGCCCCGGAUAUCAUCAUCCUUGUCUCCCACCGACUCCCGAGUCCUCGACAAUCUGCUGCAGGCAAAUUCCGCCUUUCCUUGGGUCCAUGCCGAUGUUGCCACUGACUCAGAUGGGUACACCACCGAAAAGACAAGACCUCGUCGUAAUUCACGCAGGUCUCCACCUCGACAAUCGGCUACCCGCGCUGUGACGCUGCCUUCGACGGCGACCGCCUUUCCACAUUCUCCUUCCAACUCUCGCUCAUCACCCAGGACUGCUACCCGGCCCCUGUUUCAGCGGUCGAACCCUUCGUCGUCGUCCUCCUCCAUCUCCCCAACCCACGAUCAAAGCCUAUCCCACCCCUCGUCUUCUGGCAUCGGUCGGAAGGUCGCGGCAUCAUUACGGCUUUUUAAAGAAACUGACGUCCACUCUGACGAACCCAAGUCUAGUGACGUAUCGUCGAAGCUCGAUUCCGGUAAACGAACAACAGCUGGUUCAUCAUCCAAGCCAGACAGCGUUUCCGAAGCCAAGUUUGAGUUUGUCAAGCGUUCAGAAUGGCCCGAUCGAGAGACCGCUGCUCUCCGGCGCGAGAGGAGCUCGACGGCGUUGCAGAGGGUCAGGACCAGAGAGAGCGUCGUCAGUUCCGGAGAUGAGUCUUACAGGACCAAGGACAGAAAACCAUCCGUUCGAGAGAUGAAGAUUGCAGAUCUCACGAAAUGGCGAAAGGAGGUCAUGAGUGUGAUGGAUGCGCGAGGACGGCGACGCGAUCGAAUAGAGUCGUCCUCGGACUCGGUUCCUGGUCCGUCCACAUCGGCACCUUUCCAGCCUUCUUCCCCCCGUUCUUCUUCCAGCCGUCCACAUUCCCAGAUAUAUCCCCCCUCUCCUUCACCGUCACGUUCACCUUCGGACCGACUUGUCAAAUCUGCAGCAAGUCGUCCAUCGUCCAGUACCGGCAUUGUCUCUCUGCCAUCACUUAAUCCCAUAACAACCACCUUUUCUCUUCCAUCGUCUCCUUCUCCCCAGCGUGAUGAAUCACAACUUAGUCUCUCGUUCCCCACCACUCCAAAUGACAUUUUCUCUGCUUCUCCGUGGUCGACAGAGGACGAAUCCACUUGGGAAUCCGCAUCUGUUGCCACCAGCGCAUCCACCACCUCAGCAUACUCUUCCUACCACUUGUCUCAUGGCCCAAACCUAUCGUCGACGUUCGUUCAAUCCUCAGAUCAUCCGGGAGAAUCGCAGCUCUUCUCCCCUUCGGAGAGCACAGAUGUUGCUGUCAAUGAAGGGGAUGCGGAGAAUCCCGAUAUGGAUUUAUCACUGACACAUAUACCGCUGCGGCCUUUCCGAAACCAAGUAGGCGGACAUAGCGCCAUUUACAAGUUUACGAAACGGGCAGUGUGUAAGCCUCUUGUCUCUCGUGAAAACCUUUUUUACGAGGCUGUUGAGCGGGAAGCACCGCCCCUACUUUCAUAUAUACCGCGUUAUCUAGGUGUUAUGCUGGUGAGCUACCGGCGAGUUCCAAAGGGUUUAUCAUCCUCUCCUCCAAGAAAAAAUAAAGUUGAUGAUGAUACCCCUCGACCUCCAUUCAUCAAGUCAGCAGCUACUAAGAUCCCUCAGGCCGUUCCCGAUGUGUAUGGUGAAGGUGAUACAGACAGUGAUGAAGCCGAGAUGCCGGAAGUAGUCUUGGAUCGUAACCGACAUAUCAUUCCUGAAUGGAUGUUACGUGGAGGGAGAAACAGAUCAUUAUCACAGUCCAAUGUGGCGGGAUCAUCUGUGUGGGCAAGCCGACAGCUUCAGCGCCAGCGCCUUGGAGGGACCGCAUCGAGUCCGGACUUGAACAUUGAUGGACAAGGGAUGAUGAUACCAAGACCUAAACCUAGUCCGUUGUCGCGAUACCCUCCGUAUAUCUCGCCGUCGUUGGAAGCGCCUACGCCAGCUAACUCUCCAAAGGUGAUCAAUCGUGUGUUUCCACCAAGGCUUGCAGAGUGUCCUACGCCUCGCCAAUUUUUACGCAAGUCCGCUGCCUCCGACGAAGACGACGGGUUUGGCAGGUUCUCAGAGCGAGUACCUUCAGGUUCACUGUGGUUUGACGGUACUGGAUCUACGACGGUGAACACCAAGUUCAAGGACCAUGUCUUCAGCACCGUGUUGCGGCGGUUCAGAAGGAGGACAGGUGGAAGAUGGCCGGGUGCGGGAGUAUGCACCGAAGACGAGGGUGACGUGGCGGAUGCCGAGAGCGACGAUAUACAUACGGGUCGGCGCGCGACUCGACGCUCUAGGAAGCUGCUUAGCCAGAUCGAGAGCCUUCGAGUCGCGGAGACAAGCUCGCCGAUACGGCGGACCCAGAGCGAGUCGAUCAUUGCAAGCCCUGAGAAGCUAGAGGCUAUGGCAUUGGAACAAGAGCAGAAUCAGGACAUCAUGGGUGUAUUUGAACUGGACUAUGAUGCGAGACCCGACGUUCUCGAUGGCCAGAAUAAGUUUGAAAAAUGGGGGGGUGGCCGAGCUCUGUCGAGACAACGGAGUAGGUCCAGGUCGUUGGGUACGCGUCCUUCACAGCCACAGCAUCCACCAUUAUUGUCUUCCUUGACGGAUAGUGCAAUCCCAGAGAAGAACGAAGGUGAUAUGUUAUUUACGAGGCAGAAUCAUUUUAUCCUCAUGGAAGACUUGACGGGACGUCUGAAGCGGCCGUGUGUGAUGGAUUUGAAGAUGGGGACCCGCCAGUAUGGCAUGGAUGCUACUCUGGCGAAGAAGAAGAGUCAGAGGAAAAAGUGCGACCGAACGACGAGCAGAACGUUAGGAGUGCGACUCUGUGGUAUGCAGGUUUGGAACCAUGUGACACAGUCUUAUGUGACGCAAGACAAAUAUAUGGGGCGCGAGGUCCAGCCUGACGCUUUCUCGUCGGUUCUAGCUUCGUUUCUGUAUGAUGGGGAGCGGUUACUAGCCCAUCAGAUUCCGGUGUUGCUCCAGAAGAUCUGCGGACUUGCGAAAAUAAUUUACCGGCUAAAAGGUUUUAGGUUUUAUGGGUGCAGCCUGCUCCUAAUUUAUGACGGCGACCGAGAGACGCAGGACGUGUUUGGGCUAUCAGCAAUGGACCAUCCUUCUCCACGGAGCAAGCGGGGAGAGUCACUUGAGAGACGAAGUGCGCAUUUUUCAAAGUCGGACGCAGACUCGGACAAGCCGCAGUUGAGAAGGUCACACAGCGAAGAUUUGUUGUUCGGCGGUCCGGCGGGCGAGAACACGCGUAAACGUGGGGAGGUGAACGUUCGAAUUGUGGACUUUGCGCACACGACCACAGGGAAGGAUUGGUUGCCGUAUCCUGGACCUGGGGAGGACAUGCCGCCGCACGACGUGUCAACGAGUUCUAAGGGCUAUCAAGCGGAAGUCGACUUGGAGACUGGCCUGAUAUAUGCAAGAUUCCCACCACACUUCCCAGAACAACCGGAUCGUGGAUUCUUGUUUGGGCUCAAAAGUCUGGCAGGAGCUUUGGAAGGCAUAUGGAACGAGGAGAGGUUGAGACGGAUCAAGACAGCAAAAGAUGUCUAUCAAUUGCCGCCACUUUCGGUAGAAGGGAGGGAGAUUUUCGAUGAGAUCUUUGGGGCCGACGAGGAGGAUGUAGGAACGUUGUCGACAUAGAUCGGGUUCUAUUUCUAUUUCUCCUUUCACUGGUAUUUCUUGCUAUUUGGUCGUAUACACGUAUAAUUUGCGUUAAUUCAUCGUCGCGUCUCGUCUAGCAUUGUAUUUUUUUUAUACCUACGCAUUGCACGCCUACUCAUCUACAUUUUUUCCGUUUCUUUUAUUGCAUGUAGUGUAGCACGGC
This is a messenger RNA of Guyanagaster necrorhizus, 4174 nucleotides long. Its product is annotated as SAICAR synthase-like protein. NCBI's taxonomy places the organism in Eukaryota, Fungi, Basidiomycota, Agaricomycetes, Agaricales, Physalacriaceae. Gene Ontology annotation, biological process: inositol phosphate biosynthetic process; phosphatidylinositol phosphate biosynthetic process. Gene Ontology annotation, molecular function: inositol-1,4,5,6-tetrakisphosphate 3-kinase activity; inositol-1,4,5-trisphosphate 3-kinase activity. The record is from RefSeq and is a predicted model, not a curated record. Gene Ontology annotation, cellular component: cytoplasm; nucleus. The transcript has 3 exons. The coding region runs from base 286 to 3990 and encodes 1234 amino acids.